AUGGGGAAGCAAGGUUCCCCAAGAAGUCAGCGUCCUGAAUUUCAGAAUGCUGACUUAUUUUUAGGAAUGGGGGAAUAUAGCUUAAGAGGUCCAGAAACUUUACCAGGAAGUGAUCCUUCUAUUGGAAGGAGAAUCUCAUGGGGAGAUAGCCAUUGUAAUUCCAAAACUGUAUUACUUCAUGGAUUGAAGCAUGAUUCUGCAAAGUAUACUGUUUGUAAGGGAGUCUAUGUGGGGAGAAGGUAUUCAUGUCUGCGAAAGCACGUGAAGUCAAUUGCUUUUAUGGUUGGGUUGAUGAGUUUCUUUCUCCUGCUUCAUUCCCUCAUGAUGUCCAUUUUCUAUCUGGGAAACCUUCAGAAUCACCCAGCCCAAAGAAACUCUAGUGGGCUCAAGGAGGAAGAUAUGGGUGCCUACACCUAUGAAGAAAAAAUACCGAUACAGAUGUAUGACCGACUUUUAAACUUGGCAACCAUUGCUCUUACAGAGAAAGAGUUUAAGCAAGAGACGUCAAGACUCUGGGAGGAACCAUAUUGGAAGGCAUCCGCAUGGAAACCAUGUGCGAAUAAAAAGCUUCCGACCAAUCUUGGGAAAUUUAACAAAAAUAAUGGCUACAUACUAAUCAGUGCAAAUGGUGGUCUCAACCAACAACGAGUUGCUAUUUGUAAUGCUGUUGCUUUGGCAUCUCUUCUCAAUGCAACUUUGGUUCUUCCAAGAUUUCUAUAUAGCAACGUUUGGAAUGAUCCCAGCCAAUUUGGUGAUAUCUACCAAGAGGAAUAUUUUAUAAAUAUUUUGAAGGAUGAAAUCAAUAUUGUGAAGGAACUCCCUCCUCAUCUGAGAUCACUUGACAUUGAAGCACUAGGUAGCCUGAUUACUGAUGCAGACCUUGUGAAGGAGGCAAAGCCUGCUGAUUACAUCAGAAAUAUACUUCCUCUCCUCUUAAGGAAUGGAAUUGUUCACUUCCUUGGGUUUGGAAAUCGACUAGGCUUUGAUCCAUUGCCUUCUAAACUCCAGAGAUUAAGAUGCAAAUGUAAUUUCCAUGCUUUGAAGUUUGUGCCAAAAAUCCAACGAGUUGGUUCAUUAUUGGUCAGAAAGAUAAGAAAAUAUGAUGCUGCACGAAGUAUGUUGGACAAAGAAUUACUAGGAAACUUCAUGCCUGAAAAUCCCUCGAAUGAGCUUGAUGCUGUUAGUGGCCCAUCCAAGUACCUUGCUUUACAUUUGAGAUUUGAAGUGGAUAUGGUGGCCUACUCCCUCUGUGAAUUUGGAGGGGGAGAAAGUGAGAAAAAUGAACUUCAAGCCUAUAGAGAAAUCCAUUUUCCUCUGGUUAUUGAGCGCUUAAAGAACUCAAGCCCUAUUUCUCCAACGGAGUUACGAAAGUUGGGAAGAUGUCCAUUGACACCGGAAGAAGCAGCGCUUGUUCUAUCUGGACUUGGUUUUAAGCGUGGAAGUUACAUUUAUUUGGCUGGUUCUCAUAUCUAUGGAGGAAAAUCCAGGAUGGAUCCCUUCACCAGACUGUAUCCCAACUUGGUCACAAAGGAAACCCUUCUCACUCCCCAAGAACUGGCACCGUUUGGAAAUUUUUCUUCUCAGCUAGCUGCGUUGGACUUUAUUGCAUGUGCAACUGCCGAUGUCUUUGCUAUGACUGACUCUGGAAGCCAACUUUCAUCCCUUGUGUCUGGAUUCAGAACCUACUACGGCGGUGGUCGUGCCCCUACCUUGCGGCCUAACAAGAAGAGGUUGGCUGCAAUUUUGUUGGAGAAUGGCACCAUUGGAUGGAACAGUUUUGAAGACAGAGUGAGAAAGAUGAUCGAGGAAGGUCAAAGGGUCCGUGUGAGGGGCUUUGGUCGGAGCAUUUAUCGACAGCCAAGGUGCCAGGAGUGCAUGCGCAAGACCCACUAGCAUGUCAUUUAUCUUGACGACUCGUUUUAAC
Messenger RNA from Juglans microcarpa x Juglans regia, 1924 nucleotides. Its product is annotated as O-fucosyltransferase 8-like. Bases 1 to 1893 code for a protein of 630 amino acids. The record is from RefSeq and is a predicted model, not a curated record. The transcript has 10 exons. NCBI's taxonomy places the organism in Eukaryota, Viridiplantae, Streptophyta, Magnoliopsida, Fagales, Juglandaceae.